ACAGCAACGCCAUGGCGCUCCCCUUCUCCCCUCCGCCCCGUGCGCCGCGUCUCAUGGACAUGCUGUGGCGCAGUGCAGCUGCCAUUCCAUCACUCUACGAGACUCCUGUCCGACACGACGAUCCCUCGAUCUGCCCAGGCCCGCGCGCACGGAAAUCCACGGACCACACGAAAUACACGAAGCAUACGCUGGUCACAUGUCACGUGCAACGCCACGUGUCGCAGACACCUGUCGCCCGCUCAGUCCGCGACAGGCUGCUGAUCGUUGAUCGCGUCGUCCGUCCGUCGCCCUCGGGUUUAGGGGCCGUUAUGCCGCGCCGUCACUUGCCGGUCAGUUUGCCGAGUCGUUCUAGGUCGGCACCUGGACUAUCAGUCCAGUCCGCCGAUCGUAGUUGUCGUUUCGCAGCGCCAGUAUGCCGCGAGGGGCUUUCUUCCACGGCUGUCACAGUUUCCAAGGUUGCCAGGGCUGUCUGAGCAUCUCCGUGCUGCCUAUAUCUCUGCUGCCUGCUGUGCGCUUCUGUGGUCGUACUUGAAGGAUUCUGCUGGUUCAGCUGAUUCAUUCCAUCGACACGAGAUCAACACUGCCACUGUUGCAACCACUAACCAGUACUAAUAGCCAGCAGUUCUGCCAGCAGUAGGCGCGCAUACAACUCUCUAAGAAAUAGCGACUCUCGCGUACGACCGUCGGACAAAAUCCGUGCUUCUUGCCUUGCGCCUCUCGCGGCAACAUCAUACGGCUUGAGCAGCCCAGCGGUGGUCGCUACGAGCAAGCAGACAGCGGAGUCACUUAUCCCGGAGCGAACCCCUCCUCUCCUUAUCAUCCCGCCAUCUGAUCUCCUCGCCUCCGCCGUGUGUUCCCCGCCAAGAAAGACCCAAUAACAGUCCGCUAGCCAGCAAGAACCGGGGCGGGAGCGUGCUAUUGACCCAACUCAACGGCCUUCGGAGCACUGCCAGCCAACUGCCAGCCAUGGAUAUUUCUCUCAGCUGUGCAGCAGCCAAGGGUUCGUGGAAGCCGCUUCCUGCUGCUGCCCCAAGCACCUUCCUCGAGCCAGGGGUCCUCGCACACGCGUGCACACAAACGCGUUGCGCCAGCGCUGCUGCUGGGCCUGCUGCUGCUGGCGCUGGUGAUGGCGCUGCUGUGUGUGGUGCAGUGACUGUGGAGUGCGGUGGGCGAGGCGAGGGGGGGGUCAUGGCGUUCGGGAGGAGGGCCGGGGGUGGAUGCUGCGUGCCCGCCAGGGCUCUCCCGUGGAUUCUUCUUGCUGCUGUUGUUGGUGCUUGCGUGCUGCUGGCAUACACAGGUGCCGGUGGCGCUCUGAUACCACCUACAUCCAACAAUGCACCAGCAGCAGCAGCAUCUCACACGCCAACACAUGUCGCUGCAGCGGCCAUACGCUUGCCACUCUUGUCAUCGUCAUCAUCAUUAACACGAGUGCUCACCUUAAUACCAGCCGGCCUCAGUUUUCCACCCACUCUGACCCAACGUUUUCAACUUCCCCACCCGCCACCUCCUCCUCCUCGUCCCUCCCCCCCUCCUCCCGCUCCUCUCCCCGCCUCGCUCUCCACCCCCUGGUCCUCCAUCCACUACCGCCUGUCCCGCAAGACCAUUGGGCUGCCGGACAUAGUCCCCGAGCAGACUGGCAACCAGGGCAUGCUGACGAACCAAAUCCAGUUCAACACGCAGAUCGCCGAGGCGUUAGCCGGUGGCAAGGUGUCACAGAACAACUCGCAGGCGCAGGACGUCACCACAGCCGCUCCUUCCACCUCUUCUAAGUCUCCCCCCCCGCCGCCGCCGUGCGAGGAGAAAGACAAGAAGUGCAGGGAGGAGCAGAAGCAGCAGGCGAAGGAGCAGCUAGCGACGGACGUGAACCAGGUGCACGAGGACGUGCGACAGGUGGGGCAGGACGUGCAGCAGCUGGCGCACAAUGCCACCCGGUGGGUGCCGCGAACCCCGCUGGAUCUUGCAUUCACGUUCCCGUCUGCCCCGGACUACCAGAGGGCGUUUGCUGAGGUCAUUCCGGACGGGGCUGAUGGGAUCUUUGUGAAUCUCUCUGGUGGGCAGGGUUGAGUUUAGUGCAGUGUGCUUGCUAUGUGCGUGAUAUGAGAGUGUUCGACUCCACCUCUCAGCUCGAGCCCGCGAUUGCACCGUUUACUGCUGCUGCUAUUCUAUUGUAUAGACCUUAGGGCCAUAAGGGUCUAAAGCAAACGUUUGCCAGUAUCCAGGUGUACUGCUUAUCAGAAUGAGUAGUAGUUGAGUAGAAUAGAAGGAUACACGGGUAUAUAGACUAGGGGUUGUACCCUCUGAGGCACAAUCCAGUAUAGUCUACAGUAACUACAUUUGACACUGC
Molecule: messenger RNA, 2344 nt
Organism: Closterium sp. NIES-67
Lineage: Eukaryota; Viridiplantae; Streptophyta; Zygnematophyceae; Desmidiales; Closteriaceae
Source: the annotation of a GenBank genome assembly